Messenger RNA from Cucurbitaria berberidis CBS 394.84, 1488 nucleotides. RefSeq lists its product as uncharacterized. NCBI's taxonomy places the organism in Eukaryota, Fungi, Ascomycota, Dothideomycetes, Pleosporales, Cucurbitariaceae. The transcript has a single exon. The coding region runs from base 279 to 1265 and encodes 328 amino acids. The record is from RefSeq and is a predicted model, not a curated record.
UUUUCUUGAUUUUCUCGUUGCCUAGACACCGCCGGUAGCUCUUUCCUGUUCUCACGGUGAAGGUGAAAUUAGCGCCACCACCGUCGUCACAAUAACAAACGCGUGUCGCCUGAACUCUCACUCAACCUCUACAAAGCACACUCAACCCAUUUGCCACAAGCAGUCCUAAUACUGAACAAGGUUCCAGCACUUUUCAAUCUCGUUCAACUGGCGAUUGAGCGGUCAGUAACAAUUUGUAACCUUUAAGAGUUGUUACUGAUCUCACAUUAGCUCCCACCAUGUCCGAAUCGGACCCCGUCGCCUGUCGCCCUUUACCUCCGGAGCUAUGGGCCCAGAUCUGCACUCACAUCGACGAUUUCACGCUUUGGGUCAUCUGCCGCCAGGUGUCACCGGUACUCAAGGCAGAAGCUGAGCGAGAGUUCGUGAAGACGCAUCUUCCGAAUCUACGAAUGAAAUGGCAUGUUAAAUCCUGGAUAACCUUUGGUGAACCCUUUGCCGAGUUAGGUUUCCACGGUGGCGAGGUGGAACAAAAAGAAUUCUUGGGCCUCAGUGAAGAUCGCCAGCGGGUGAAAUUCAGCGCGGUGAUUCACUGCGAAGGGUAUUCUUGUAAUGCACAACUAAAGGAAGAUCAGGAGCGAUUCUAUAGCAACUCCAAGGCCACUAUGCUCAAGGCAUCGCGAUAUAGCAACCUUGACUUCCGCUUUAGGUUCGACGAGGAUAUCUACGCGUCUGCAGCCGACCCGAUAAUGGCGCAGACCUGUCGCCUUGGGUCGUAUGUCAACGAUCUGGAGAUCCCUUCACUAGAGAUAGAUUUCCAUUCGGGGUCGUUCUCUUUCGAUUGGAAGGCGUUCCUGAAUGAUUUCUACUACGAUUACUACUACGUCCAACGGCGCCUGCGUGAUCUCUCGACCUCUCACGAAGCUCCUACUCUCACGUAUGUCGAACGCGCCAACAACCACCUUACAAAACAAUUUGCCGGUCGAACAAAGCUCUCCUUAAGAAGCCAGGAUUUUGGGAUGAAUAACUUUGGAUCGGAAGAAGAUGCUCUUUUCUUGGAGGCAUACGUCAAACGCUUGAAAAAGUCCCACCAAACAGUCGGCAAGACCUUGGGGUAUGAUGACAAUAGCGAUGUCAAGAUUGACCGACAAACUGAGGAGGAUAUAAUGUCGCACAUCAUAGUCAGACGACGAGCUCAAAACUGGGCGUUCUUCUUUGAAUUUAUGGAUAGGUGUGGGAUUGAAGUUGAUUGGCUAGGGCCCGGAUGAGUGAGAGAUAGGCAAGGAUGAAACACCUAAGCCGCUGAGAUGCACAAAAGGUUGCCGCAGAAUAUGAAAUGCAACAGGAGGCCAGAAAGAAGCCGGCAGAUUUGUGUCCCGUGUAGAUAUGAGUACGAGUAGAAGGCAUGGACCGUAAAGAUAUGCAGAACCAGACACAUGACAACGAUUGGCUUUGCCUGAACGCCGUCCUAAAUGUCUGUGGGUCUCCAUA